Molecule: messenger RNA, 3513 nt
Organism: Pogona vitticeps (central bearded dragon)
Lineage: Eukaryota; Metazoa; Chordata; Lepidosauria; Squamata; Agamidae
Source: RefSeq, a predicted model, not a curated record
AUUCAGCGGAGCCCACCCGCUCCUGGGAGCAGAGGCCUCCCCACAGGCCCGUGGGGCUGGGAGGUGGCCGCUGGAUUUGCUCACUCUCUCUCUCUCUCUGUCUGAGGUGGACAAGUGGCCGGAGGAGCUGCAGGUAGACCUCCUUUUGCAGAGUCCCAGCCAACUGCAUCCUCUGUUUUGCCAGGCACGCAAUGAGCUCCCGAAGAUGGGGAGAGGCUGGUGCUGCCUCCAGCAAAGCCCCACAAGCUGCGGUGGCGAUUAAUUCCCCACAACCUCCACGGAUCCUGGUGGUAGACAUCCACCCCCCGCAUUGGGCCCACACCUGCCCCAAGCUCUGUGAGGCCCUGGAGAACGUCUUCUCCUUGGCCUGCAGCUUGGCAGGGCCUCCCCGCAUCCCGCUGUUCAGCCUCUACGUAACCCAGAGCCAACAGGAGUGCCUCCUGCCCUUCCUGCCGGUUCGAGGAGGCUUUGCUCGGCUGCAGAGUUGCAUUGCGGAGCUGCAGGCCUUGCCGACGGAAGGGAUGUUCUGGCAGCCCAAGGAGAACACCGUGGCCCAGGCAGUGCAGGAUGGGCUCCAGCAGUUUAAGCAGUAUACUGGGUGUGGAAUGGCUGGGGCCUCCCUGAGCAACAAUGCCACUGAGAUCACUGUUCUCACUAGUCAGUGUGGCCCAGAUGUGGCCAGGCAGCUGGAGACCGGGCUACAGAAUGUUGACCUGGUCCAUCUCCGCCAGCUGCAGGUUGUUGAGAUCUCCAAGGCAAGGUUCCAGGAGCCCCCUGAAGCUGGAGGGGGAGCGGGACAACCUCUCAGCAUCAGCAGUAGUAGCAGUGAGAGUGGCACGGUCUUGGGCACAGACAUUGCCCUCCAGACUGUAGAGAACGACACUGUUGCCCUCGAGAUGCUCUUCAAAGCCUGGUUCCAGGACCACAGCAGCGAUCAAGAACACCUCCACCUCCUCCUGCCUGCCCCCGGGACCCUCAGCUGCCCUGCCACACCUGGGGGCAACCUGGCGUGUGUGAAAUGUGACUUCCAGGAGAGGAUCCUCCACCCCUGGCUCCUUCUUCUGGGUGGCAGACACGGAAGUGCAGAAGAGGCCAGCCGUGGUGCCGUUCAAGGCGGUUUCUGGGCAGCCCCCACCCAGCUCUUGGCCCCACGCAAGCUCAGAGUCCUCAGGGCGCUGAAGGCCACGGGGCUCUGCUCAUCUCUGCUCUUCGGGCCCUCGGUCAUCGUCCUGCCCACAAGCUGCUGGCAGUUGAACUGGGAUGAACUGGAGGCCAACCAGCAGCAUUUUCAAGCUCUCUGCCGCUGCCUGUGGGCCCGUGGAUGGCUGCUACUGGCCAAGUACGAGGAGACCUUGGGAGGACCAGGUCCCGGCUGGAACCCCCUGGACUCCUCCCUCCAGGUCCUCCUGCCGUCCGAGUCGGGCUCGCUGCUGCUCCGCUCGGUGGUGGCCCGAGAGCUCCUCCUGCCCUGCAGCUUUCCCGCGGCCCCUGCGAGCAUCCUCGAUGGCCUGGAGGUGGAGGCAGCUUACAACCCCCUGGGCAUGGCCAGUCACCUGUACCGAGGGCUGAGGCGUGGCCUGGCCCGUCCCCCUGCCUCCCGCCCUCCACGUCCCACAGAACGGCACUUGCCUCGACAGCAAGGCAUUCGGGGUCAUGGAAGCAAGGCCCGGGCCACCGUGGUCCCCCUGCGGAUGGUCAUCUCUCCCACACACACCCCGAGCGAGAGCGUCCUCUCCCUCUUCUCCAGCCCAGAGGAUGAAUUCCAGGAGACUUCCAAGUAGAAAGAAGCUGAGGUGGCCUGGGUGGGGGUCGAUGGGGGCCCCCUGCAGACUCCUCCCCCCCCCUCCCCCUAACUGCCUGAGGUGCAAGCCACGGGACCCCAAGGUCUCCCUCCCUCCCUCCCUCCCUCCCACUCCUGGCCUUCCUCCCUCAAGGGCUCCCUCACCUGCCCCCCAGCAGCGCCAGGCCCAAACGAGGCCAGGGCCUGUUCAGGGUGCCCUCUGCCUUCGCCCCCGCCAGGGUUGACCCGCCCACUCUCCCCUCUAGUGAGGAACAGCCAGCCUCUCUCUCGGUCCAUGUCCACCCACACCUGCACCCCGUGUGCCCUCUGCCAAAGGAAGAGCCCCCUGCGGCACCUCCUUCCCGUCCCCCCCCUCACUACAGACCCCUGGUAUUUCUUGCCCCCCCUUCCCUCAAAGCCCGGACAAAGCAGGCACCACUGCGAGUGGGCUGGCCCAGCGUGCCCCAAGCCUGGCUCCCCAGCCCCCAGGGGCCAAGGUGGGCUGGGAGAGGAGUGGGGGCUGGGAUGGGGGGUGCACAAGCCCUUGCCCUGCUUGGGGUCAGCUCAGAAACUCACUUUGCAUAAUGCCCUGGUCGGCGGACGGCUCCCCUCUCAGCAACAGGAAGGCUGUGGAGGCAAGUAUGGCCCUCCAUGGCUUCCUGAAGGCUGAAAGGGCAACAGCAGCCAAAGCAGGAUCAGGCCCUCCCUCUGCAGCGGCCAAAGGCGGGGAGGUGCUCAGGCCUGGCUGGAGACCCUCUUGUUCUUUCAUGGCCCAGCAUGCCAGAGGGCAGCGCAGGGGUGUGUGGUGGAGGGUUCCUGCAGGGGCCUCGCCCUCCUUGCCGAACGGUGGGAGAGGGGAGGGCAGAGGCGCCGGGCAGCCUCCCUCCGGUGGGAGGAGGAGGAGCGGUAGGAGGCGACAAAGCGCCAGGGAUGAGGCUCUGCCGAAGGGGGCGACCUCUGAGGGCACAGGCACAGAACCCCCAGGACCCAGGCACCGUCCGUCCCACGGAAGGAGCGGCUGGAAGACCACCCGGGGCCGGGGGGCUUCCCAACUUCUUUCCACCUGCGGCUCAUUCGGCCUGCCCCAGAGCCUCCCCGGUGCAAAGGAGUCGCGUGGCCCCUGCCUCUUCUCCUGCGGCACAGGUACCCACCUCUCUGGGGGCAGGGGCGCGACUCAACCCAGGGCCUGGGCGGGGAUAAGGCUUGGCAUGUAGAGAGACCCGCUGGCCAAGCGGGGGUGGGAGGGGUGGUGGAGGGAGGUGGCCGUGAAGGAUGAGAGGCCAUGGAAGGACAGCCCCCCCCCCGUGGCACACUCUUUGGGAACCGCUGCCCCGGGCUGCCAGGAGUGCCCAACAGGGAGGCAAACCGUGUGGCUGACCCUGCUUGUCCAGCCCUGGCCCAGCACCAGACCCUGGCGCCCCACCUCAGCUGGCUGCCCCUGGCAGCUCUCCCACAGUCUGCCAGCUCUCAGGCAGGAGAGGAGGUGCCCCAAAGGGCUGUGGUUUACACACACCCUUGACUCACAAGGAAAAGAGGCUGGCUUUCACCGACCACAGAGACCCCAGCUGGAAGGGAAGGGUGGCACGGCCCCUUUGAGAUGCUGCAGCUGGCAGAGGAUACGGCUGGUGCCCUGCAGGAGCCGGGACGCGUGGAGGGGGGGUGCGUACAUACCAAAAAGCCACAGGCAUCUGUACGGUUUGGUACAAACCUCCACUCCCUGCUCCAGAUCUCAU